Lodderomyces margitis is the source of this 1113-nucleotide messenger RNA. RefSeq names its product methionine aminopeptidase. Gene Ontology annotation, molecular function: metalloaminopeptidase activity. Bases 1 to 1113 code for a protein of 370 amino acids. NCBI's taxonomy places the organism in Eukaryota, Fungi, Ascomycota, Pichiomycetes, Serinales, Debaryomycetaceae. Gene Ontology annotation, biological process: proteolysis. The transcript has a single exon. The record is from RefSeq and is a predicted model, not a curated record.
AUGGCUUCUGUAUGUGCAGCACCGCAGUGCGGUAAAGAAACAAACUCUAUGUUGAAAUGUCCUGUGUGUUUACAAGCAGGUGUUUCCAGUGUGUUUUGCGAUCAAAAUUGUUUCCGUUCUAGUUACUCGAUUCAUAAAGCAAUCCAUAAAUCAGAUGACGGAGAAGAAACUUAUAUUCCCUUUCCCAACUUUUCAUAUACUGGCGACUUAAGACCUCAUUAUCCAUUGAGCCCAAGAAGGGCUAUUCCUAAGCAUAUUAAAUUACCCGAUUAUGCCCAACAUGGGAAACCAAUCAGUGAAAUUAAAAAUGAUCGUGUUGGUAAAAUACCCGCCUUGACCCCGAAGGAGAUUACCAAGAUCCAGAAAGUCAGUAAAGUAGCUAGAGAAAUCUUGGAUAUAACUGCAAGCCAUAUAAGACCAGGGAUUACCACUGAUGAAUUGGAUGAGAUUUUACACAGGGAAUGUAUCAAGAGAAAUGCCUACCCCUCGCCUUUGAACUAUUACAAUUUCCCCAAAUCAUUGUGCACUUCAGUCAAUGAAGUUAUUUGUCAUGGUAUACCUGACAAGACUAAGUUGAAGGAUGGCGAUAUUAUUAAUUUGGAUGUUACGAUAUAUUACAUGGGAUUUCAUUCUGAUUUGAAUGAAACUUACUAUGUUGGUGAUAGAGCCAAGAGUGACCCUGAUACUGUGCGUUUAGUUGAAACUACCAGGGAAUGUCUUGAUUUAGCAAUUCAAGCAGUCAAACCAGGUGUUGCGUUUAGGGAAUUGGGAAACAUUAUCGAAAAGCACGCAUCAGAAAACAACUGCUCAGUAGUACGUACCUAUUGUGGCCAUGGGUGUGGUACAUUGUUUCAUUGUCAACCAAACAUUCCUCACUAUGCCAAGAAUAAAGCUAUUGGAAUUAUCAAACCGGGUCAAGUUUUUACGAUCGAGCCUAUGCUUAACUUGGGCACUUAUAAAGAUUGUACUUGGCCUGAUAAAUGGACAUCAACUACACAGGAUGGAAAGAGGUCGGCACAAUUCGAACAGAUGUUGUUGGUUACUGAAGAUGGGGUUGAAGUAUUGACAGCCAGAAAUGAAAACUCUCCAGGCGGACCAAUUCCAAGAAUUUAG